Messenger RNA from Astyanax mexicanus (Mexican tetra), 7104 nucleotides. RefSeq names its product poly (ADP-ribose) polymerase family, member 4 (gene parp4). The transcript has 34 exons. The record is from RefSeq and is a predicted model, not a curated record. Lineage: Eukaryota; Metazoa; Chordata; Actinopteri; Characiformes; Acestrorhamphidae. Bases 123 to 5849 code for a protein of 1908 amino acids. Gene Ontology annotation, molecular function: NAD+ poly-ADP-ribosyltransferase activity.
GGGGGGCGUGUCCUGUCCGGGAAGUGUUGUUCAGGCUUUUAGUCUGAAAGCUUUCUGCACCUUUACCGCCACCAGCACAGACAUACGACUUCUGAUUAAUACUCGCUGCAGUACGAGUGAUCAUGGCUGUAUUUGAGGGCUGCUCUGUGGUUCUGGACCUGAAGAAACUCCCCUAUAAAGAGAAGAAGAGACUGAUGUCAGCUAUAAUAGAUUAUGGAGGAAACAUUUCAUACGUAGUCAACCAAAAGUGUUCUUUUGUGGUGACGAGCAGCCUGGAGGACCUCAGCAGUAACAGAUUAAGAAGUGCCCAGAAGCACCAGAUCCCUGUGGUUGGGCUGCAGUUUGUGUGGAGCAGCCUGGAGAAAGGACUCCUCCUGCCUGCAGAAGAGCACGGCUUAAAGCCAGAGCCGUCCGAUGUCACACACCCACCACCGCCACACCCAGGUAUGAAGUUGUCCACCCUGUUUCCAGCUGAACUGAAGUCCAGUAAUCAGAUAUCAACCAGAUUAUGCAAGGAAAAUGAUCUUGAUGUACCGGAAUUUCCUUUGCAUUUCCAAGUUGCUAAAUAUACCAUUUUUCACAAGGCUGCAUCUAAGGUUUGGUCAGUCCUGGAGCUUCAGAGUGCAAGAGGAGAGAAAGGACAGCAGUAUCGUAUUGUGAAGUCUGUCUUGCAUGAGACGGUGAAAACUGCAGAAAAGGAUAAGCAGCUGCAGAGCUCCAGCUCUGAAGAAGCUGUGGAGGUGUACCUGAUAUGGCGUGAAGAGCUCAUUGGAAAAGGUUUUACACAGAAGCAAACUCUUCCUCCAGUUGCUGAAAAGCUGGCUUCCCGUGGCCUGCAGCAGCUUUUGUUGGAGGAGAAGUUGAACUGCAGUACAGUCACACAGGAAGUGGGCACCUUUGUGGAACUGAUCUGGACAGAAGCCCUUGGGUCACUCAACAGCAUUCUGACUGUUCCUGUCUCCAGCAUCAGUCUUAACGAUGUCAGCAGAGUGGAGGGUUUGCUGCUGCAGGCACAGAAGCGUGAGGGGGAGGUUGAGGUGAAGGCUCUGCUGGACGAGGUUAAGACCCUGUUACCGCUUGUAAUGGUGGACCCUGACUCAAAACAAAAGCUUAUAUCUCAGAAACUGGACCUAUGUCAGCUGAUCCGAGAUAUUCUGAAUAUGAGUGAGGCGACGUUGGGAAACCCCUCUCCAUCCUCUCUGGGCAAGUAUCGUGCACUCAGGUGCAGUAUUGACCAGGUGCCGCCCCAAAGCCCAGAGUUUCAGUCUGUCUCACAGCUUUUGCAGGAUAGGCCAGUCAAAAUUCAGCAGAUACUGCGUGUGAGCAGAGGGGCGGAGGUACAUAUGUUUAAAGAGGAAAUAGGCAACAUUAAGCCCCUCCUCCAUUCAUCUCGCCCCAGCAGUUUUAUGGGAAUCCUGUCACGGGGCCUGAUGCUGCCCAGGGUUGGAGUAGAACAGCAUGGGAUUGAAAGAACAGACGUUGGGAAUCUGGGAAGUGGAAUCUACUUCAGUGACUCCCUGUGCACUUCUAUCAAAUACUCCAAACCCAGUGAGAUGGAUGGCUCCCGGCUGCUGCUGGUGUGUGAUGUUGCUCUGGGUCAGUGUAAGGACCUGCACUGGAGAGACAUCACUCUGACCAGAGCUCCUGAGGGCUACAGCAGCGUGCAUGGAGUUCAACAAACCCAAAAUACACACACUGACUUUGAGGAUGAUGAAUAUGUGGUGUAUAACACAGACCAGGUCAGGAUAAAAUAUGUAGUUCGGUAUACUCUGGAGGAGGACCAGAUGAAGAGCUUUCAGCCUCAUGUUGACACGUCUGUAGAGCUCGUAAACUCUACCGUAAGCGCUGAACUCUUGUCCAUUGAUGACACAGAGAGUUUGGAAAUGACAAAGAACCCUCUGGAGGAGGUCACUGCUGGUUUGUUGGACAGCAGUGGUCAGACACUCCCACUACAGGCUGUCCAUGUGAGGUGUAAGCUGAUGGACCUCUUGUCUCAGGUUAUCAUUUUCCAGACGUACACCAACAACAGCACAGUCCCCAUUGAGGCAAAGUACGUCUUUCCUUUAGAAGAGACAGCUGCAGUGUGUGGCUUUGAGGCCUUCAUUAAUGGAAAGCAUGUUAUUGGAAAGGUUAAAGAGAAGGAGCAGGCUCGUAAAGAAUACAGGCAGGCUAUUGAGAAAGGCCAUGGAGCGUACCUGAUGGACCAGGAUGCACCUGAUGUCUUCACCAUCAGCGUGGGAAAUCUCCCCCCUGGUGCCACAGUGCUGAUCAAAGUGACCUUCGUCACUGAGCUGGUUGUGAGAGCAGGCAGCAUCCUCUUCUCUCUGCCAGGCAGUGUAGCACCAUGGCAGCAAAGUGCUGCUCUCAAUCAGAGAACCCAGAUGUCUGUUGAGAAGGUGUGCGUAAAUGAGCUCCAGCCAUCAGGGGAGUUUUCUCUGAGCAUGUCCAUUGAGAUGCCAUAUGAGAUCAAAGAUCUUGAGUGUUCCCAUCGUAUUCAAAUAAAGAGGACAGACUGUAAGGCCGUAGUCAGCACAAAGCCAGAGCAGACUCUAAACACUGAUGGCUUUCAGCUCAGCUUCACUCUGUCUCAGAUUCACAUGCCCAGGAUGUGGGUGGAGAAGCAUCCAGAUAAAGAUAGUGAGGCCUGCAUGUUGGUGUUUUAUCCAGACUUUGAGUCCACUGGUGUUUCUAGUGUGAGUGAUGUGGUCAUUCUACUGGACACAUCAGAGUCCAUGAGAGGAGAGGCCACGCUGAACGCACGCAGACUCGCUAUAAAGGUUCUCAACUCACUGGAUCGUUCACUCCGCGUCAACAUCAUCUCCUUUGGAACAGAUUACAAAGAGGCCUUCCCCUCAGCAAGUGUUCUAGACAACAAGGAUGUGUUUAAAUCAGCCAAGACGUUUAUCAUGUCCUCUCCUGCUGUUGGUGGUAGCACUGAGCUGUGGAGGCCUCUGCGUAGCCUGAAUCUGCUGCCUCCAUCGCAUGGUGUAAGGAAUGUGCUGCUGGUCUCUGAUGGGCAUGUGCAGAACCAACCACAGACCCUGCAGAUGGUGCGAGAAAACGCCCGCCACACACGCCUCUUCACCUGCGGCCUCAGCCCAACAGCUAAUCGGCACAUGCUGAGAGCUCUGGCUCAGGCAGGUGGAGGGGCAUUUGAGUUUUUUGACACCAAGAAAAAACACAUCUGGUCUGAGAAGGUGAACUCUCAGGUGAAGUGCAUGGCAUCUCCAGGCUGUAGCUCAGUGGCAGUGAAGUGGCAGCAGUUCAGUCCUACAGCGCCCUCUCCUGUUCAAGCCCCCUCCCAGCUCCAUGCUCUCUUCAGUGACUGUCACACUCUGGUCUACGGCUUUGUUCCGCACUGCACUCAGGCUACUCUGUUUGGUGAUCUAAGUGGACAAGAAAUUAAGACAAUGGUUUCCACCACAGAACUGCAGAAGACUAGAGGAACAUUUCUUCACAAACUGACAGCAAGAGCGAUCAUCAGAGACUAUGAGGAUGGCAGUCUUGGCUCUAGCGAAGCAGAACAUGAAGGGAAGAAAGCCGAGCUGAAGUCCUACAUCAUCGAGCUCAGUAAAGAGUUCUCUAUCCUGUCUCAGUUCACCAGCUUUGUUGCCAUUGAGGAAAGGGACAAGGAUCAGCCUGAUUCUGGAAUCACUGAUGUCCCAAAGAUAAUUGCAGAGGAGGAUGUUGACAUCUUGCCGUACAUGGGCUGGACUGAAGAAGAGGACAUGAUUGUGGACAAUGGGGAGGAGUGGGGUUAUGCGUUCGAUGAAGAAGAAUACGAAGAAGAAGAUUAUGAUGAAGUAGAAUCAGACAUUGACGCACCUCCAGAUGAGGCAGACUUUUGUGUUGCAUUUUAUGAACCUGUCUGCUCUCCUGCAUAUGCUCCCACCUCCCCUUCUGCAAGUAGUAUAGAGGACAAUGCGUAUGCCCCAAGACGUAAGAUACAAUCUAAGAUAUGUAAGAAAGCAGCAUCAAUACAGUUAGAGCAAACCACCUCUCAAAUAUCAGAUAUCCGUAAGUCCUCCUUAGUUCAGGAAAAUCCAGAGUUUGAGGUCUUGUGUUACCGUGAGCCAGUUAAAGCUACCCCUUCUGUUACUCCUGCAGCUGCUGCUGUUAAUAUGCCAUUCAAAUUUGGAGAGAAGCUUGUAUGUUCUGAUGCCCUUCCUCAAUCCCGCCAGGCAGUUCCUCACCUUCCUCCUGGUGCUCCUCCCACUCAGUCUUUUGUUCCUUUUCUAACUGCUGCUUCUCCUCUUCCUCCUCCUGCCACCACCCAACCCAUUUCCAAUUUAUUUGGAUCCGUUGCCACUGCUUCUUCUGGUCUUUUUGGCCCCACUUCUCGUUCUGCUUCCUCUUUCGCUCCUCCUCCUCCUCCUCCUGUCACCCAACCCAUUCCUGAAUUAGAGUCCUAUACCAGCUCUGAUUCUGGUCUUCGACACGACCUUCCUCCAUCUAUUUCAUUUUUCGCUCCUCCUCCUCCUGCCACCACCCAACACAUUUCCAAUUUAUUUGGAUGCGUUGCCACUGCUCGUUCUGUACUUUUUGGCUCCACUUCUCGUUCUGCUCCUCUUCCUCCUGUCAACCAACCCAUUCCUGAAUUAGAGUCUUUUACCACCUCUGAUUUUGGUCUUCGAAAUGACCUUUUUCCCUCUUUUUCAUUAUUUGCUCCUUCUCCUCCUCCUCCUCCUCCUCUUGCCACCACCCAACCCAUUUCCAAUGUAUUUGGAUCCGUUGCCACUGCUCCUUCUGCUCUUUUUGGCUCCACUUCUUAUUCUGUUUCCUUUGCUCCUCCUCCUCCUGUCACCCAACCCAUUCCUGAAUUAGAGUCCUUUCCCACCUCUGAUUCUGGUCUUUGCCACGACCAUCCUCCCCCUGUUUCAUCUUUUGCCUCUCCUCCCAUUUUGCCUCCUAUCUUGCCCAAACCUUCUGCUGUCACACCACAGUUUUCUCUUCCUCCCGCUGUCAUAUGUCGCAAGUCUUCUUCUCUACUCAAAACUCCUGAUGCUGCCAUCACUCCCACUCCCCCUGAUCAAUGGAAAGAAGCUGUACAUGAUAUAUAUUCUAAAUUAUCUGAACGCCACCGUUUUGCCCCCAUGCAUUCUCUUCCUGCAUCUUCCAUUCUCGCUGCGGAGGGUUCUGUUGAUGCACCACUUUUGCCAGAAAGAAUGUCACGUCUAUCAAGGCAUCAAGAUGCAGAUACCUCUGCUGGUUUUGGAGUUUUUUCAGGAGGUCGUUGUGGGGGUCGCCGUCGUAGACGUAAUUUAGUUGACCAAAGUGAAGCUGAAUUUUCAUAUAUUUCACAUGUACAAUGUGGGAGUAUGGAAUACCGACCAACGAGGUUCAGUUUGAGAGAACGAUUAAGAAGUCCAGACGGGAUCAACUGGGAGGAGCUGUUUACACUUCAGCAUCAGGACGGCUACUGGGAAUGUACCAGGAGUCUGAGUAGAUUCCUUGGCCUGGAUAUAGACUUCUUCGCCAACGUCUUCCUGAAGGAGAAAGGCAUUUGCUCUUUGGGUGUGAAGGCUCAUGCUGACAUCCUGAAGCUGGUGGCCACACUGCUGGUGCUGCAGCUGAUGCGAGUGAAGAAGAUGGUGGAUGUGGAGCUGUUUCAGUCUCUCUUCCGCCUCUCUGAAUCUCCUGAGCCCAGGCCAGCCUGCUAUGAUGCAGUGAAGAAGGCAGUGGACUGGGUCUGCUGGGCAGACAGACAGUAUCCGUGUGUGUGCAGCAGACUGGAGUUCGGCCUUAACUGGGAGUCCUGCACACGGCAGCUGCUAGGACUGGACUCCCUGCCUCCCUGCUCCCCUCUGAUCCCUGUCCUGCAGAGGAGCACAGGAAUAUCAGUCAUGUAGAACACAGCACAUUCAUGACUUAGCUUCAGUGGAACUAUAUAUAUAAAAAAGCUAGAGUUACAUAAAUAUUAAGAGCAGUAAUAGUCAACUAGGUUUUACUUAUGUGGUACAUUUAAAGGUGCUGUAUAUGAUUCUGGAGAAUAGCUGUUGAUAUUUGAGCUCAACAUCAAAGCAAACACACCCUCCCUUUAGUGACAAAUAUUGUAUGAUCAAAUAACAUAAUAUAAUUUUAAGUUAGCUUUAGCAAACUGUUGCUACAAUUACUGCUUCUAAGCAAAUCAGAUUAUCUGUCAAACAUUCUCAAACAAGAAAAAAACAAUACUGACACACACAAGACAAUACUAUUUCUUAACACUGUUAAGAAAUUGUCAGGCAGAAAUAGAGUACUUUUUGAGUGUAAAAUAAAAAGAUACUAAUGUUCACAUAUGUCUGAUCCAAGAACUUUUUUUAACCAGAUACAGUCUCCCCUUGCUCCCCCAUCCUGUGCACUAGUAUAAACGCUCUCUGUUGCUGAAUGGCUGGAGUGGUGUUGUGUUUCCCAUUACACACCACUUUGUUUGUUUCCCAUUUAAGGUUAGAGCUACCAAACUAUGAGGAAAUCAUAUACAGCACCUUUAAAAGUGUACAUAGAAUGCACAACUGCUAAUUGGAUACAACUGAAUUCAUAGGUAUUCAACAAAAGACAACAGUAGGAAUGCAAGACAGACUCAUUGCUUGCUGUUAAAAAGUGAAAUACAAGAAUAUUCUAAGGAAUGGCGCCCUCUGAUGGACAGAUGUUAUAAAAAAUAGGAAAAAAAAGUGAAAUACAGUAUAAUGCAACACAAAUGCUAAGCGAAACUAGCACAGUUUAUCUAACCAAUAUCAAUUAAACAGAAUGUUUUAAUUGAGAUUUGAAAGAUGAGAUGAGAGAAAGAGGAAAUGUGGAGUAUCUGUAGGAUUUUAUGUGCCAUCAAUGACCUUGCCAAAUGUGGAAGAGAUAAGAUAAUAGCACCUUUCGUAACAGACAUUUUGCAUAUUUGUCUGUGAUAUGGCAGGAUCACACUGAUGUAUUUGUUUGUUUUGCAUGAGUGAACAGACCAUUUGUUGUAUUUGUGGUGACCCCACAGAAGUUUAGCACCUGCAAUGAUUUUAUCACAUCGUUGAUUUGUUUUAUGUGUAAACGCCACUGGUGCGUAAACAUAUAGCCCAGGAGUCAGAUCCAGACUAAUAAAGGUUUUAACAUGAGUUUAAAACCAUAAGCUCUUUUACAAUUUAA